AGUGGUGCAUCAAUAUUGGAGCAAGUGCAACGAGCGUGACCAAAUAUUCUUUACCAUAUUUAUCAUCAUAUUAAUUAGUAUUUAUGUAAAAAAAAAGAGAAAAUUCUUCUCAUUCUCAUGCUAUUCGGCCUAGCAAUGUAUAAGGCCACAAUAUGCUAGCCAAGGUUAUAUUCUUCAUCGCCGUCGCAGCUGCCGUGCUCGUCGUCAUCCUCCUCGCCACCAUCUCGCCCCUUCCCUCUAAGCCGUGGCACGAUCGCGACCAAUUAUCCGCUUUAUCACUUUCCCUUUAUGUUAGUAGGACUACUCAGUUUUCGUUCAACCACCCCAUUUUGACCGACCCCGACCUGCUGUUGCAGGGAGGGAGCCUACAGGCAAAUAGCACAGCGUUCGUCUUCCGUCGUGAUCUCACGGCGGGCCCUGAGAGCAUAUCGCGUGUUGUCGGAAGAGUUCGGGGGUUCCUCCUCUCCACGGACGGCUCGACACUCGCGGCUUUUAAUAUCUUACACUUGGAGUUGGACAUAUCACCAGAGUGUCGUGGAAGUCUCAGCUUGGAGGCCGACGAGGGUGCCGGAGAGGGGCUGAGAGUGGUGGGGGGGACAAAGUCGUUCACCUUCGCCCACGGCACCGCAGUUGUUGUGCCCGUCGGUGGCUGGCCCGCGCACAGCGACGCCGUGUAUCAAUUCAAGCUUAGUUUGAGAUUGCCUAAAGUGCAUGUACCAAUCCCUGCAGGGUGAUGAUCGAUCACAUAUAUAUGAUCACUAAACUAUCUAAACUUUUUUUCCUUUUAUUUUUUAUUUUUUUUGUUUUUUGGAGAAAGAGGCUAAGUUACACGUUUGAAUUGGUUGAAUAAGAGACCAAUGCAAUUUUUGGA
Messenger RNA from Ananas comosus (pineapple), 871 nucleotides. RefSeq lists its product as uncharacterized. Bases 153 to 734 code for a protein of 193 amino acids. The record is from RefSeq and is a predicted model, not a curated record. NCBI's taxonomy places the organism in Eukaryota, Viridiplantae, Streptophyta, Magnoliopsida, Poales, Bromeliaceae. The transcript has a single exon.